Messenger RNA from Lolium perenne, 742 nucleotides. Its product is annotated as zinc finger protein 6-like. Gene Ontology annotation, molecular function: transcription cis-regulatory region binding; DNA-binding transcription factor activity. Gene Ontology annotation, cellular component: nucleus. NCBI's taxonomy places the organism in Eukaryota, Viridiplantae, Streptophyta, Magnoliopsida, Poales, Poaceae. The record is from RefSeq and is a predicted model, not a curated record. Gene Ontology annotation, biological process: gibberellic acid mediated signaling pathway; trichome differentiation; cytokinin-activated signaling pathway.
CGAAAACGACGACAAACCAACCUCAUCACCUCAACACGAACGUCUGCUAGCUAGCUAGCUAAACAGCUCACUCAUCCAUGGCGGACAUACGGUGCGACCAGCGCAAGGUGACACCGCCAAGUCCGUCGUCCCUGAGGAUCUUCGGCUACGACGUGGCCGGCGGCGCCACCAUCGUCACGGAGGUGCCGUCCGCGCCGCCGACGCCGCAGGCGGCGGAUGGGCGGAGGUUCGAGUGCCACUACUGCUGCCGCGAGUUCGCCAACUCGCAGGCGCUGGGCGGCCACCAGAACGCGCACAAGAAGGAGCGGCAGCAGCUGAAGCGCGCGCGGCUGCACGUCGACGCCGGCAUGGGCUACUUCCCGCCGCCGCCGGGGCACGUGAUCGCCGUAGGAGGGCACGCCGGGCCGUCGGCCUACCCGCGUGUCGACCUCCACAGAUGGGUCUACCUCGCACGCCAGCCGACGGUGGGCCUGCCCUUCCAUGCUCUUCCGGCCGAGCCACGCCUCCACGACGCAAGCGACGGUGCCACCAGCACCAGUGCCAGCAGUUUCGCUCGUUUAUACGAGGCGGAUGACGGCACCGAGGAAGCCUCCGCGAUGGGGCUGGACCUCCAUCUCAGCCUUGCUCCGGCCAGUUCAUCGUGAUUCGUCAGUAAAUUGAAUCGUCACCUCGCUAAUUUUACCAUAUGUAACAAGUUGCCAAGUCCCAUCUCCCAAAGCUUAUGAUCAUGUCGCUUCUUUCC